Lodderomyces orthopsilosis Co 90-125 is the source of this 360-nucleotide messenger RNA. RefSeq names its product U2 snRNP complex subunit. The record is from RefSeq and is a predicted model, not a curated record. Bases 1 to 360 code for a protein of 119 amino acids. Gene Ontology annotation, biological process: mRNA splicing, via spliceosome. Gene Ontology annotation, cellular component: U2 snRNP; precatalytic spliceosome; catalytic step 2 spliceosome. Lineage: Eukaryota; Fungi; Ascomycota; Pichiomycetes; Serinales; Debaryomycetaceae. The transcript has a single exon.
AUGUCUCGCCAUCAGUAUGAUCUUGUACAAUGCAUGAAACAACCAGGCAAAUAUAUUGGUCAAGUAUGCCCGAAUUGUGAUGGUAGAUGUCCCAUCUGUGAUUCUUUCGUUAAACCAACUGCAAAAGUCCACAUUUGUCAAGAUUGCUCGCAGGGACACCUAAUAAAUAAAUGUUUACUUUGUGGUAAUGGCCUAGGGUUGAAUAACGAGAAUGGUACUGAUGCAUAUUAUUGUUUGGAAUGUUGCCAAUUAGAAAAGCAUCGAGAAGGAUGUCCAAGAGUGGUCAAUGUUGGUAGUAACAAAACAGACUACAUAUUUCUGCAAAGAAAAGAUACAAGUAAGUCGUUGGAGAAUAUAUAG